AGCAGCAUGAGAGGAAGCUGGGUGAAGAGUGAUCAGUAAGAGAAAGGUGAAAUACGACAUAGGUUAACUGGUAUGCAGGCACCGGAGCUGAAGCUGGCAUCCCCAGGAAUCUCUUCUGCAAAGAGCACUAUGUUUUCCAGCCAGAUUUGCAAGACCAAAAAAGCCCCAUAGAAGAGCCUCAGCUGGACAGCAGACAAAAUAAUGACUACACCUAUCUGGCAAGUAUGGGCCAUCUACGUGGUCUUAGCUGGAAACCUCUCUGAAGAGCAAGUGCUGAAGCAGGCUUGUCCUUCAUGUGAUGCCACUCAGCUCUGCAACUGCUCUUCCAUGGGCUUGGACUUCAUCCCUCCAGGGCUCACAGGCAAAAUCACAACGUUAAACCUGGCCUACAACAAGAUAAAGCACAUCCGAUCCCAGGACCUGCAGCAGGCUGUGAACCUGAGAACCCUGCUGCUGCAGUCCAACAAAAUCAGCUCUAUAGAUGAGGAGUCAUUUCACUCCCUUGGGAAGCUGGAGCUCUUGAACUUAUCAAAUAACAGCUUGGCUCACUUGUCCCCUGCGUGGUUUGGGCACCUUUUUUCACUCCAGCACCUCCACCUUCGAGGCAAUUCGUACAGAGACCUGGGGAAAAUCCCUCCCUUUUCUAGCCUGAGGAACCUGAGCUCUCUCCACCUGGGCAACCCAUGGUUCUCCACCAUAAAGCAAGGGAACUUUGAGGGCAUUGAGCUUCUUGACGAGUUGUGGGUUGAUAGUGGUAAUCUCAGUCAGUAUGAGCCAGGAAGUUUAAAAUUGAUUAAGAAGAUAAAUCACAUGAUCAUAAACCUAAGAAAUACAAAUGUAUUCGCAGCUAUUGUGAGGGACCUUCUGCACUCUGUCACUUGGUUAGAAGUGAGAGAAAUAGCAUUCAGUAUUCCUGCUGAAAUGCAACUAUUGAGAGUCAUGUCAUCUUCUUUUGCAAAGAAAAUUUCUUUUAAACAGGCCUUAUUAACAGAUGCUACUAUGCCUGAGAUUGCCAGCAUUUUAGAAGACAUGCCAAAAUUAGUGGAGGUGGAGCUGACAGACUGUAGGUUCUUAGGAACUGGAAGAUGGGAAAUGCAAAUUCAAGCAAAACAAUCACAGACUCUUAGAGUUCUGACAAUAGAGAAAUUGUCUAUAGAAGAAUUUUAUUUGUUUACAGAUCUUCGGGAUGUGGAAAGUCUACUAUCUCUUCUUACCAAAAUCACAGUUCAAAACACCAAGGUCUUUUUGGUACCAUGCAGCCUUUCGAAACAUCUUCAGUCAUUAGAGUAUCUUGACCUCAGUGCAAAUUUGCUUGGAGACCAGAGUUUGGAGCAUUCAGCCUGCCCGGGUGGUUGGCCCUCACUACAAACUCUAAAUUUAAGUCAGAAUUCACUGAGUGACUUAGAAAUGACAAGUAAAAGUUUGUCUCAUCUAAGAAAACUAAUACUUUUAGACAUUAGCCGCAAUAAUUUUGGUGAGAUUCCGGAUGUGUGUGACUGGCCAAAAAACCUGAGAUAUUUGAAUCUCUCCAGCACUCAAAUUCCUAAACUAACUUCUUGCAUUCCCCCAACACUGGAGGUUUUGGACGUUAGUGCUAACAACCUGAAGGAGUUUGGACUGCAACUGCCGUUCCUCAAAGAGCUGUACCUCACAAAAAACCAGCUGAAGACCUUGCCUGGUGCUGCACCCGUUCCUAACUUAGUGGCUUUGUCAGUCAGAAGGAACAAACUCAACAGUUUCUCCAGGGAAGAGUUUGAGUCGUUCAGGAAAAUGGAGCUGCUGGAUGCCAGUGGCAACAACUUCAUUUGCUCUUGUGAAUUCCUCUCCUUCAUCCACCAUGAGGCCAGGAUAGCCCAGGUGCUGGUGGGAUGGCCAGACCAGUAUGUCUGUGACUCUCCUCUGGCAGUGAGAGGGGUGCAGGUUGGAGACGUGCACCUCUCCCUGAUGGAGUGCCACAGGUCCCUCGUGGUGUCACUGAUCUGUGUGCUGGUGUUCCUGGUCAUCCUCAUCCUCGUGGCUGUCGGCUACAAGUUCCACGCGGUCUGGUACCUGAGGAUGACCUGGGCAUGGCUGCAAGCCAAGCGGAAGCCCAAGCGAGCUCCCCCAAAGGACAUCUGCUACGACGCUUUUGUCUCCUACAGCGAGAAUGACUCCGACUGGGUGGAAAACAUAAUGGUGCGGGAGCUGGAGCAGGCCUGCCCCCCCUUUCGGCUCUGCCUCCAUAAGCGGGACUUUGUGCCCGGGAAGUGGAUUGUGGACAACAUUAUUGACUCCAUAGAGAAGAGCCACAAAACGCUCUUUGUGCUGUCCGAGCACUUUGUGCAGAGCGAGUGGUGCAAAUACGAGCUGGACUUCUCGCACUUCCGCCUCUUCGACGAGAACAAUGAUGCAGCGAUUCUCGUCCUCCUGGAGCCCAUCCAGAGUGAAGCGAUUCCCAAGAGGUUCUGCAAGCUGCGGAAGAUCAUGAACACAAAGACCUACCUGGAGUGGCCUCCUGGUGAAGAGCAGCAGGAAAUGUUUUGGUUUAAUUUGAAAAUAGCUCUAAAAUCCUAGACAAGGACAGUAAAGCCUGAAUAUGUAGGAAACGUACAUUGGAUUUGUUUGCCUUGCAUGUUCUUCUCAUCAUCUAUCUUUAUCUUGAGAACAGCUACUGUAAAUUCUGUUACUUGCUGUGAGAUUUUUUUCUUUUUGUAGCAGUGGUCAGGAAUUGUUGUACUGGUUUGGGUUGGAACAAAGUUAUUUUUCUUCAUUAUUGCUUAUAUGAUGCUGUGGUUUGGAUUUGUGAGCAGAACAGUGUUGAUAACAUAGGGACGUCUUAGUUAUUGCUGAGCAGUGCUUGCACAGCAGCAAGGCCUCUUCUGUUUCUCUAGCUGUCCUGCUGGUGACUAGGCUGGCGUGAGACGCAGCUAGGACAGCUGAUCUCAGGUGACCAAAAGGAUGUCUCAUACCAUAUAACAGCAUGCUUGGCAGUAAAAAUUGUGUGAAAGAAGGAGGAAGGGAGAAUGUUUGGAGUGAUGGUGUUUGUCUUCCCUAGUAACUGUUAUGAAUAACAGAGCCCUGCUUUCCUGGAGAUGGCUGAGCAUCACCCUGCUGACAGAAAGUAGAGAAUGAUUUCCUCAUUUUGCUUUGCCUGAGUGUGCAGCUUUUCCUCCACCUAUUGAAUUGUCUUUAGGUCAACCCACAAGUUUUCUCACUUUCACCCUUCUGAACCUCUUCCCCAUUCCACUGUGGGGAGAGUGAGUGAGUGGCUGUAUGGUGCUGAGCUGCCUUCUGGGGUUAAACCACAACAAUUGUCUGUAUACAUUAAUCAGCAGUGUUAGCAGAAGCUGUUUCCUUUAAAUAUGUAAUGGUGAAAAGUUGUUUAGAUAUACAACUAUGUAGUUUAUCUGUCUUUAUCUUUGCAAAAGAUAGGAGAGACCCUGCUUAGCCACAGGUUUUUCUUAAUUCUUUGUAUAAAUCACUUUUAAUCAAAUGCAAUAAAACUUGGCUUAUGCUGCAA
This is a messenger RNA of Columba livia (rock pigeon), 3499 nucleotides long. RefSeq names its product toll-like receptor 2 type-2. The coding region runs from base 202 to 2553 and encodes 783 amino acids. Lineage: Eukaryota; Metazoa; Chordata; Aves; Columbiformes; Columbidae. Gene Ontology annotation, molecular function: triacyl lipopeptide binding; protein binding; transmembrane signaling receptor activity. Gene Ontology annotation, cellular component: plasma membrane. The record is from RefSeq and is a predicted model, not a curated record. The transcript has 3 exons. Gene Ontology annotation, biological process: toll-like receptor signaling pathway; inflammatory response; immune response.